AUGAAGAGUUCAUAUGCAUCAGGACAAUUAUCAGAUGAUGAUGAUCAAAACUCGUUAACAUCUUAUCAAAAGUUUGACAAAACUCGUAUUCAUCAAAAACAAGAAGCAAUAAAACGUGCUGGAGAUUUACGUACUCGUCGUACACCUCAUCGAACAGAUUCCUCUGGGCUGGAUGACAUAAAAGGAUUUGAUAAUAAUUCAUUUCAUCCUGAUGACGGGGAGCCAACAACAUACAAUGGCAACAGUCGUGCUACAGCAUUUCCAACGACGGAGCCAUUGCGUACUAUUCGUAUCACAUCCAAUGAAAAAGUAACAAGCAGAUAUAGUCCUAAUAUUUCACGCUCAUCGACUGCAACUUCAACCCAUUCAGCAUCAGCCAAUCGAUUAGGCAAACCAUUGCAAACAAUAUCCGGUGUAACAACGACAGUUAGUGUUGAUGACGAGCCGGAUGAUGGAGAAGAAAUAAGACUAAACGAAGAUCACAAACGCACUAACAAAAAGCACGCUAAUGAUCAGUUGCACUCUACUAAAGCAUCACGUCGUCAUCGUCGUCGUCAACAUGAUCGACAAUCUGCUUUGACAGCACCAUCAUCAUCACUAAAUGGAAAGCACUCAAAUGAGAAAAUAUCUUCUAAAUGUGUUGUAACUUCUACUGAGAAUACCGAAAAUACAUGUUCUCUUCGUCGUCAUUCAGAUUCCGAUGGUGAAAGUGAACGUGUACUCGUCAAACCAUGGUCACCGACUCCAAAUACCUUCAACAAUUCAUCAGCAUUGCAACCGAAUAAUAACAAUAAUACGAAUAAUAGUAACGAUAGUACCAAUUCAGAUUCUCCGACUGCAACGAACGAGCAACUUACCUUUGCCUUACGAUCUUUGUUUGAAAUGAUUACGGAAGAUUUAGAUAAGUUUGUUUAUACACCUGCGCCGAACGGACUCGGAGACAUUCAAUGCCGAAUUACACGUGAUAAACGCGGAAUGGAAAAAGGUCUGUUCCCGACGUACUAUAUGCACGUGGAAAGGCCGGGUGAUGGAAAAAAAUUUUUCAUUCUUGCUGGACGAAAACGUCGACGUAGUGCUACAUCGAAUUAUUUGAUUUCCACAGAUGCCACAGAUUUGUCACGUGACGGAGAAAGAUUUAUUGGAAAAUUGAGAGCGAAUAUGCUGGGAACACAUUUUACUGUAUACGAUCAAGGUUCAAAUCCAAAACGAAAUAUUCCAGUGGAAGAACAUCGUCGAGAAGUAGCUGCAAUCGUCUAUGAAACCAAUAUACUGGGUUUCAAAGGCCCACGUAAAAUGACGAUUAUUAUCCCGGGUAUGAGCAGUGAUCAUCAUCGUGUGGAAGUUCGGCCGAAAAAUGAAUCCGAAAGUUUGGUCGAACGCUGGAAACGCAAUAAUAUGGAAAAUCUACUCGAAUUACACAAUAAAACCCCUGUUUGGAACGAGGAAACUCAAUCGUAUGUUCUUAAUUUUCACGGGCGUGUCACACAAGCAUCAGUGAAAAAUUUCCAAGUUGUGCAUGAUGACGAUCAAGACUAUGUAUGUAUGCAAUUCGGUCGGGUCAGUGAUGCUCAAUCUUUUUCGCCCAUGUGUUCACAUGCGAUUACAAAUAUCCACUAUGUGCUGUUCAAGCAUUCGUAUUCCUGGCAAACCGAUAGCAGUCACUUGAAUUGCAUCUACCUCAAUAAUUUGAUCAUUCCACCACUUGCUGUAUGGAUUGCAAGAGAUAAAGUAUGCAGUGGAACUGUUUCUAUUAAUAUUCUCUUAACGUUACUUGGAAUUGUUCCUGGCACGAUACAUGCAUGGAUUGUCAUUUGUUGCUGUAACAAUCUUGGAUGA
Adineta ricciae is the source of this 1836-nucleotide messenger RNA. The record is from the annotation of a GenBank genome assembly. NCBI's taxonomy places the organism in Eukaryota, Metazoa, Rotifera, Eurotatoria, Adinetida, Adinetidae.